AUGCCGAAGCUGGUGCUUCACGGCACGGCGAUCUCGCCGUACACGCGACGCGUGAUCAUGACGCUUUACGAGAUGGGAGUGGAGGAUUUCGUGCACAUACCAGUCAGUCCACUCACAGGUGCCACCAAGACACCCGAGUUCCUCAAGAUACAGCCCUUUGCGCGAAUCCCCGUGCUUGAGGAUGAUGAGCACGUCAUUCAUGAUUCCCACAUGGCUGUGCUAUACAGAGCGGACAAAUUACAAUGA
Molecule: messenger RNA, 246 nt
Organism: Closterium sp. Naga37s-1
Lineage: Eukaryota; Viridiplantae; Streptophyta; Zygnematophyceae; Desmidiales; Closteriaceae
Source: the annotation of a GenBank genome assembly